AUGAAUGAGCCUGUCAGCAGCGAUGAUGACGGGGACGAGCAAGAGACAUGGGACGACUUGAGCAACGAAGAUCUGCAGGACAAGCAAGCCUGCAGGAGCCUGUUCGAUGACACGACCCACGCAACGGCAAGAGCAGCGUUAGACUACGACAAGCGACGGCAUGGCUACGACCUCUUGUUGGAUUGCAAACGACUCGGCUUGUCAGAGUAUGGCCCGAUCAUGCUCAUCAACUACCUUCGUCGAGCAAGCGACCCCAUAGCGGCCAGCAAAGCCGUUCCGGAUGACCUCACGAAAGAUGAGAGCCUCUUCCGUCCAGUCAUCGAAAAUGACCCGCUGUUGCAACUCGACUUUGACGAGCUGCUUGAGGAUGAUACGCAUGCUUCUAGCGACGAGCUCACGAGCACCAAGCGAGCCUUAGCAGAGGCCCAGAGCCAGCUCACCCUGCUACGUCAGGGCUUCGAUGACCUGCGCGAACGGUAUCGUACUGCUGUGUUAGGCGACACUCGCUCGCUUGGGGAUGACGUCUCGCCUGCGCAACUCGAAGCAGCAGGAACGCGGGAUGACGAUACGCAUUACUUUGAGAGCUAUGGCCACAACGACAUUCACGAGAUCAUGAUCAAAGAUGUCAUGCGCACCCGAACGUACCGCGACUUCAUGCUCACCAAUCCUGCUCUGUUCAAGGACGCCAUCGUGCUCGACGUCGGCUGUGGCACAGGCAUCUUGUCCAUGUUUGCGGCCAAAGCAGGCGCAAAGCACGUCUUUGCAGUCGAUGCGAGCAGCAUCGCCCACAAAGCCGAGCGUAACAUCAAGGAGAACGGUCUCGAUGACGUGAUCACUGUCAUCUGCGGUAAGAUAGAGAAGAUCGUCCUGCCAGUCGAGCAUGUCGACAUCAUCAUCUCCGAAUGGAUGGGCUACUUCUUGCUCUACGAGUCGAUGCUCGAUUCUGUGCUCUUUGCGCGGGAUCGCUACCUCAAGCCAGGCGGACUCAUGGCGCCCUCCCAAUGCUCGAUCCACAUCGCUGGCGUGCAAGCCAAGGAGUAUCUCGGAGCUCAUCUGGACUUCUGGAAUGACGUCUAUGGUUUCAAGAUGUCCGCCAUGCGUGACAACUACACAGGCUCGGCGCUCGUCGAUUACUUCAAGUCAACCUUGGUCCUCACUGACACAUGCUCCGUCAAGGAUGUCCAUACAACUACAACCACUGUGGCUGAGCUCGCGUUCGGAAGCAAUGUCAAGCUGACGGUGAAGACGUCCGGUACGCUGCACGGCCUGCUAGGCUGGUUCGAUACGAUUUUCACGCUCGACGGACGAUUGGAAGAAGGACUCUCUUUGCCUCUUGCUGCAGAGGCUCGACGUAAAGGCGAGACUGGCUUCUCCACCGGACCGAGAGCGGUGGACACACACUGGAAGCAGACGCUCUUUGUGCUCGAUAAGCCCAUCGACGUUCAAGCAGGAACGGUGCUCGAAGGUCGCUUCCGUUGCAGACCGAGUGACAGCAAUUCUCGAGAGCUCAGCAUCGAAGUCGACUUUUCGCUCGAUGGAUCGUCUCAUGUUGUUGCGCAGGCCUGGAAGCUCAUCCGCAUUUUUAGUACCAGACCACAAAGCAUAGAUAAAAUGUCGAACAACUCUGCAGAACCCUCAAAGCUCAAUGCCAACUACAACUCGCUCGUCGGCACCGCCACCGAGAUGGUCGGCAAUGCGACCGGCAUGACAGACCUCGCACAGUCCGGCAAGGAGCAGCACGCCAAGGGCGAAGCUGAGUACAAGGCGGCUCAGGCUCAAGGCUACGCCGAGGGUGUCUCUGACCGUGUUGGUGGCAAGAUCGACAACGUCGUCGGCGCCGUGACGGGUGACGAUGCCAAGCAGACCUCUGGUCAAGCGCAAGAAGCCAAGGGCAAGGCUCAGCAGAAGCUCAAUGAGCCAUAA
This is a messenger RNA of Mixia osmundae IAM 14324, 1923 nucleotides long. RefSeq lists its product as uncharacterized. The transcript has 16 exons. Lineage: Eukaryota; Fungi; Basidiomycota; Mixiomycetes; Mixiales; Mixiaceae. Gene Ontology annotation, molecular function: protein-arginine N-methyltransferase activity. Bases 1 to 1923 code for a protein of 640 amino acids. The record is from RefSeq and is a predicted model, not a curated record. Gene Ontology annotation, biological process: peptidyl-arginine methylation. Gene Ontology annotation, cellular component: nucleus.